Helianthus annuus (common sunflower) is the source of this 1184-nucleotide messenger RNA. RefSeq lists its product as uncharacterized. Gene Ontology annotation, cellular component: cytosol. The transcript is spliced from 6 exons. Gene Ontology annotation, biological process: positive regulation of ATP-dependent activity; protein folding. Lineage: Eukaryota; Viridiplantae; Streptophyta; Magnoliopsida; Asterales; Asteraceae. The record is from RefSeq and is a predicted model, not a curated record. Bases 313 to 930 code for a protein of 205 amino acids. Gene Ontology annotation, molecular function: protein-folding chaperone binding; ATPase activator activity.
CAUGUUUCCGUUUCUGGUUGAGCCACUAACCCAAACAUGCCGCCAUAGGCUCAUUCGAUGAGUUUGGGUGGUUCGGGUGCUAUGGCCUAUGGGUGUUCACCAGUCACCCCAUACAAAUAGUCAACUCUCCAAUCCAUACCUCCAUAUCUUCGGGAACAAAGUCUUCACCCUCCAGAACCUUCCUGAGUCAACUCAGAUCUUGAAUUCCAUUGAUUUCCCUUCAUCCAAUCUGGUUUGAUCUUCCAAUUUUCCCCUUCUUAUUCAACAAUUAGGGUUCAUAGGGGUUCCAGUUGAAUUGGGUAUAAUUUGAAGAUGGAGGGAGGUGGUGUGGUGUCAACAGAGAAACAGAAUACAGACUCCACUACGACGUCGUCUUACACGUACUGGGUCAGAGAAGUCAAACAAGAUGCUGCACCACUCCCUGUUCCUAGGAAACUCACUGCAGAGGAUGUUUCAGCUGGGUCUGGUUCAUGUACUCAUCUGGGUUCUGCUUGGAAUAAGGCUGGAACAUGGGAGGAGAAGAACUUAAACAAAUGGGCAACUGAAAGAAUCAAGGAGUUACUUCUAUCAGUGGGUUCCUUGGAGUUCUCUUCUGGGAAUGCAAAAAUUGCAGAAGUAUCGAGAUGCACAGGAGACGCAUUUUUAGUGACGGUUAGGAACAAGAAGCGUGUUGGGUAUACAUAUGAAAUCACAUUGAAAGUCAAAGGGGAAUGGCUUAUUGGAGAAGAGAAGAAAACGUUCAAAGGCAAUUUGGAUUUCGCCGAGUUCUCGUACGGUGAACUAGACGAUUUGCAGGUUGAAGUGAGGCUAAAUGAGGACAAGGAUCUUCUUCUUCAAGAUAAACAAAGAAUUCUCCAAGAUAUGAAGACGUUUCUGAAGCCUAUCCGUGAGAAACUACUCGAGUUUGAAACAGAACUUAAACAAAGGUAGAAACGGCGUUGUUUUUAGCGUUUUCUGUUUCAUUCGAAAGAAUUGGUGUCAAAUGGACCAUACUUUCUUCAAACAUGUAAUUCUACUGUCUGCCUAAAGAACUUCAUUUGGUAGGCUGUUGUGAUGUUUGUUUCUUUCGCUUUGAUUCACAAGACAUUUGAAUAUUACGCGUCUUGAACUGUUGUCAUUUCGUUUAGAAAUUACGAAUUUGGUCACACAUGAUAGAUAAUUUUAAAGAGUAAUUUGUUAUGGUA